AUCAUUGUCGAAACAAUAUAUCUCAUUUAGACAAAGAUACACUUUGAACAAAAGAAAAUUAUAGAAAAGAUAAAACUUUGAAAGAUAAUUUUAUAGUUGCAUGAUUCGUCAUACUCGUGGUGGGAUAUGAUUUAAUUCAUAAAAAAGCUCGUGAUUCAAUUCACUGGAGGAAUUAGGAAGAUUAGAAUUUAAAUAUUCAAUAAAAAUAAUUUAUAGUUACAAUAAUCAACAAAUACAAUACAAUUGAGUACCAGAUAAUAUUACUUAUCAAUUCCAAGUAAGUGAUUUUAUUCGCUCGGUGUGACUUUCAACGUAUCAGUUAUUCAAGAGCAGAUUAUACUCAACUGGCGGAAAACCAGUCUUUGUGUAAUGUUUGAGAGGUGAGCACUAUCACCAGAGUGAAGUAAAAAAAACAGUCGCACUCACUACAGUCGGAAAUAAAUUAAUGUCAUAUUUCUUUUGUAUGAUAAAAUUUUUGAUUAGAAAUUGAAAAUACAUUUUAAUUUAUUUAAAAAUACAUCAUGUAUUGUAAAGUUUUUCCUGAUGAUGAUAAGAUAAUCGCAAAACGACUAUUUUCACAGCAAACAACAUUUAAAGAUAAAUUUGAAGUAGCAUGGAAGUUUUCAGCUUCAUAUAUUAAUAAAAGUCGAAAUAAUCAAGGAAGCAAGUCAGUUGUUGAUUCAAUACGUUGGCGUACAACAGGUAACACUGAAUACACAGCUACUUCGAAAAAUGAAGAUUAUAUAAGCAAAUCAAUUGAAGCAUACACCAAGAGUAUUGUUUUUGCACCAGUUGGAUCCGAAGAAUUGUCAUUAGCUUAUGCAAAUCGUUCAGCUGUAUUAUUCAGGGCAAGACUCUACGAAGAUUGUCUUCUUGACAUUGAACGUGCAUUAAAAUCAGGCUAUCCAGAUGAAUUAAAAACAAAAUUAUUUUUACGUCAAUCAUUGUGCUUCAAGGCCUUGAAAAAAAGCUCAGAUAUUGAGUCAAGUGCAUUGGCCAGUGCAACAAAGUGGCUUCCUAAUUUAAAAAAAAAUAUAUCAAAUCACGAAAUGUUCGAGAAAUAUACAAAGAUGAUGAAUGAACUUGGGAAACCACGUAAUAUUACUACGUUUUCACCAGAAAUAAAAAAUAAUUUUAGUAAAGAUAUCACUGGUGCUUCAGAUGCAAUUGAUUUAAAAAAAACAAGUAAUAAUGGUCAACAUAUUGUUGCGAAAAGAAUGAUUAAAUCUGGUGAAUUUAUUUACAUUUCUGAGCCAUUUGCAGCAACCGUUAUUAAUGAAUUACAUUUUACAAAUUGUUGGCAUUGUAGUCGUCAAACUUGGGCUGGUAUACCAUGUGACAAUUGUCUCUCUAUCAUAUACUGCUCUGAUAUUUGUCAACAAAAAGCAUGGGAUAGUUAUCAUAAUCUUGAAUGUUUAGUAUUAGGACAACUUUUGAAAUCUGAUGAAAUGAAUACACAAACGCUAUUAGCAGUAAAAAUUUUGUUAAAAGCACUCAACUCAGUGGGUGGUUUAAUUGAAUUGAAAAAAAAAAUUGACAAUAUUGACUCUAUGAUAAAUGACGGAAUGAUAUUUACUACUGAUACUCUUGAUGUUAAUACUAUUGAUAAUUUUCAUCGUCUUGAUUAUAUUAAACCAACAUCAACUGAGUGUAAAUUCGAAUCAGCAUUACUUGCCGUAUGGAUUGUUACAAUUUUUGGUCAAAAAACAAAUGUAAUAGGCUCUAAAAUGGCAGUGGCAGAAUUGAUCGAUUAUAAAAGUAAAAGAAAAUUCAUUUUGGGAGAAUUAAUAUUGCGAUAUAUGAUGAUUGUUCAACUCAACACUGGAUUUUUUACAGAAAUAGAUUUUGGUGGUUCUGUUGGGCAGUCAAGUGUCCUAAUACCAUUUUGUAAAUUAAUAAAAAAAAGCUGUGAUCCUAAUGUAUAUUGGAAUCAUUUUGGUUCAAAUGUUGGAUUUUAUGCAAGCAAACCAAUCAAGCAGGGAAAACCAAUACUUUUGAGUACUGCUGGUUCAUAUCAUAUGAUUCCUAAAAUCAACCGAUGGAUACAAUUAGAACCCACUACUAAUGAUCAUGUACCAUGUAGAUGUACAGCAUGUUUUGAAAGUUGGCCAACAAUACAAUCUCUCAAAUCUUACCACGAUUCCACGGAGUUGCCGACAACGAUGAAAACAGAAUUUGAUGAUAUGAUGUCGGAUCUAAAUGAGUGGCAAAAACUCAUUGAAGAGGGAGAUGAUGACAAAUUAUUAGAAAUCAAGGAUGAAUUGAUUAGUAUGAAUGAUGAAUUUUAUCGGUACAUCACUGUUCCUUGCAAAGAAAUAUCGUUACUUUAUUUAUCACUCAACAAGUUGUAUGGGCGACUAUGUAGCGUUAAUAAGGCUCUCGAGUAAAUAAUUAGAUUUCAACAGAAAAAAAAAAACACGAUAGAGCUUCAUAUAUUUUUUACAAUAGUUUAUUUUUAAUAUAAUCAACAAGAAAAACAAUUGAAAUUAUCAUUGUUUAUAUUUUUUUUGGGUAAAAAAAAGAUAUUCUUUUUAAUUUCAUUUGUAAUUAUUUAAAUGAAUAAAAAAAAAGUUUUACGAUUUGAAAUUUUUUAAUUAGUUUAUGGGGUUUUUAAAAAUUUCUAUAAUUUAAUUUAAUUUUUAACACAAAUAAUUAAUAAAUUUUGCAUUUGGUAUUGGAUUAUUUAUUUGUAAUGUUUUUUUAAUUUAGUAUUUAAUAUUUAGGUUAAUAUUAAUGUUUAGUUUAGUCUAAAUUUUCUUUAACAGUAAUAAAAUAUAAUAAUUAUCGAUAUGUAUUUAUGAAAAAUAAAAAUGACUUGAAUAAAUAAUUAAAAAUUAUCAAUAAAAUUAGAUCA
Messenger RNA from Aphidius gifuensis, 2854 nucleotides. RefSeq names its product SET and MYND domain-containing protein 4-like. Bases 522 to 2387 code for a protein of 621 amino acids. The record is from RefSeq and is a predicted model, not a curated record. The transcript has 5 exons. Gene Ontology annotation, molecular function: protein binding. NCBI's taxonomy places the organism in Eukaryota, Metazoa, Arthropoda, Insecta, Hymenoptera, Braconidae.